UUCGAUUGGCGGUUUACAGUCCAGCUUCGACACAGUGUACGCCUGGCGCCUCCGAGAAUAGCAGUGCUCAGUAAGCGUAGCACCAGUUACAUGAGCUAGCAGUAAGAGUAAAGGGAAAAGUCACACACUUGCAAGAAAACUCUCAGAAGCCGGAAGAAGCGACACAUCACCGUUGUGCAUAUUUCAAGCUUUUACAUAGUUUAAAAGGUGAGAAAAGCCAGGAAAGCAUCUCAGCAUCUGGAUGACGCCAUUAUGGAUUUAGGUCGCUAUACAGACUUCUUGCUUGUUCUCGGAGUCUAUAUUUUGUGUUUGUUUAUGAGAGCAGAUGCUUCACAAGAUCCCAUAGUCACCACAUCGAAAGGUAAAGUGCGAGGUUUCCGCAAAAAUGUAGAUGGAAAGCAAGUGGAUGUAUAUUAUGGCAUUCCAUUCGCUAAGCCACCACUCGGAAACCUUCGCUUUAGGCAUCCACAACCCAAUGAUCCUUGGUCAGGGAUUUUUAAUGCAACUGUGAAACCGAAUUCCUGCAUGCAGGGAUUUGACAAAAUCUUCAAAAAUUUCUCUGGAGAAAAUGUUUGGCAUGCCAAUACACCUCGCUCAGAAGAUUGCUUAUAUUUAAACGUUUAUGUUCCCAAAGUGAAGAAACCAAUCAAGAACAAAGCGGUGUUUGUUUGGAUCUACGGAGGUGGCUUCUAUAGCGGUACAUCAACUUUAGAUAUAUAUGACCCAUCAUAUUUAGUUCUUUUAAAUGAUGUGAUUGUAGUUUCGAUACAAUAUCGUGUUAGUGUUUUAGGAUUUCUUGCAUUAGGCAUACCCGAAGCGCCUGGGAAUGCUGGAAUGUUUGAUCAGCUCAUGGGUUUAGACUGGAUACAACGUGAAAUAAGAAAUUUCGGUGGAAAUCCUAGAAACGUUACAUUAUUUGGCGAAAGCGCCGGUGCUGCAAGUGUCGCUUUUCAUUUAGUUUCUCCACUCAGUCGAUCAAAGUUUGACAGAGCUAUCUUACAAAGUGGAAGUUUAACAUGUCCGUGGGCAGUUAUAAGUAGAGAAGAGGCCUUCAGGCGAUCCAAGGUACUCGCUGAAAAAUUCAAAUGCUCUCCGGUGGAUACAGCUUGGGAUAUUUAUAAAUGUCUAAAAGCACAACCAGCCAAAGAUUUUCCAGACUAUGUAUGGUAUGUUGUUGAAGGUAUAUCUCAAUUCCCUUUCGUAUUAAUCGUUGAUGGAACAUUCCUUGUUGAGACUCCGGAAAUAUCAUUAGCCACACAAAAUUUUAAAAGAGUGCCUCUUUUAGUAGGAUCUAAUAAAAACGAAGGAACAUAUUUUCUUGCAUAUUUCCGUAAAGACAUUUUUGAUAUAGAGACCAACGCUCUAAUUAGCAAAGAAAUAUUUCGUAUACUUUCGGAUACGUUGAUUGAAUACUACCCUCAAUAUCCAACGAAACUUAACUCCUUCGGGCGAGAUGCAGUUUUAUACCAGUAUACAAAUUGGGAGAAUCCCGAUGACAAAAUAUCUAACAGAAAUAAACUUGACCAAUUAGUUACUGACUAUAAUUUCCUCUGCCAAGUGAAUCAAUUGGCAGAAGCAUACUCGAACGCGGGAGAAAAAGUUUAUUAUUAUUACUUCACUCAAAUUCCAUCGCAGUCUCCAUGGCCGAAAUGGGUUGGUGCAUAUCACGCAGCAGAAAUUGAAUAUAUCUUCGGAUCCCCCGUGGAUCGUAGCAAAAACUUUUUAGACAAUGAAGUCGAAUUGAGUAAGAAAAUGAUGCGUUUUUGGACUAAUUAUGCAAAGACUGGGGACCCUAACAAAAAUUGGGGUGAACAAAAUUUACAAGAAUGGCCAGUUCACACAGCUGCACAAAAAGAGUACCUAUAUUUGAAUGCUGAUAACGUGCAUAACUUAUUGACUGGUAAAGGCUUGAGAGCCAAGGAAUGUGCCUUCUGGAAAGAAUAUCUACCUCGACUAGUGGCAGCAACUUUGGACAUAAGUGAAGCUGAAAAACAAUGGAAAAUGCAGUUUGCUGAAUAUAGCCAGAAAUAUAUUGUUGACUGGAGGCAUCAAUUUGAAAACUUUGUGAAGAAUCAUGAAAAGCGCAUGGCAAACUGCAAAAACGACAGCUAAUUAUGGAAGUAGAAUAUAGAGUUGCUACAGGCGGAAUGAUUAGGGCGUAUUGAUUAUUAAACAAUAGAUGUUGUGGAAAUGAUGAGAUUGGUAUUAGAUAACCAAAAGUGAGGAGAAAUAUAAAAGAUGCUCCAAUAAGAUUUGGUGAAAACAACACGGUUGUAGAUUUUAUGUUAGAAAUAAUGGAGAUUAAUAGUUUACAUUAAAUCAAAAAAUACAACAUGCAUCUUGAUUAUUUUAGCUAUGCAUUGAAAUCUCACUAGUGACAACAUCUGUUGUAUAUUUUUAUAUCACAUAUUUCACUUAUAUCACAUAUUUCAUGUUAUGCCAUUCUUUCUAUUCAACUCAUCUAUUUAAUUCGAAGCCAGUCAACAAAUACAUCGUAUAUUUGUAUAUAGAGGGCAGCUUUUUUCCCCCCAAAUAUAUUCACAAGUUAGCUUUUGGGAUGGGAUCCAAAUAGCUAGAAAUUCUUGUGUUAUAGUUGAAGAUAAUAAUAAUAACCAUAAUAAUAUAAUAAUAAUAUAAUAAUAAUAAUAAUAAUAA
Octopus sinensis (East Asian common octopus) is the source of this 2655-nucleotide messenger RNA. RefSeq names its product acetylcholinesterase. Gene Ontology annotation, molecular function: acetylcholinesterase activity. The transcript has 4 exons. Gene Ontology annotation, biological process: acetylcholine catabolic process; choline metabolic process. Bases 253 to 2112 code for a protein of 619 amino acids. Gene Ontology annotation, cellular component: plasma membrane. Lineage: Eukaryota; Metazoa; Mollusca; Cephalopoda; Octopoda; Octopodidae. The record is from RefSeq and is a predicted model, not a curated record.